CUUAGAUGCAAAAAAAAUCAAUCUAUAGUCUAUGCUAUCCAUCCAUGGCGGAUCUUUAUACCUAUACUGUUAAGUUUCUUUUCUGCUGAAAUUAUGAAAAACUUUCAAUGAUUCGUUUUGGAUUUCUGUUGUGGAUGUGAAGUGUGGCGGUGCGGUCUCAGUGAUAGGGCUCGUUGGUCUCCGCCACCAUGUUCAGUGGAACGGUGCGCGUUAAGGUGUGUGAGGCUACUGGCCUUAGACCGACGGAUUUUCAGAAAAGGCACAACAUGACCUUCGGGAAGCCUGACGAUCAGCCGAUAGAUCCCUAUGUGUCUAUCGAUGCAGACGAACAUCAUUUAGACCGCUCCACUACAAAACCCAAAACAUUUGACCCUGUUUGGAAUGAAACAUUUUCACAUGAAGUUCAAAAUGCCACAAAUCUAUGCAUCACAGUAUUUCAUGAUGCUGCAAUACCCCCUGAUGACUUUGUUGCUAAUUGCACAAUUCCCUUUGAAGAUCUUAUGCACAGAGAAAAAGACGCAACAGACUUUUGGGUGGAUCUUGAGCCACAGGGAAAAAUUCAUCUCAAAAUAGAUCUUAAGUGGAAUUCUCAAGCGGCGGGUGCGGCGGCAUCGAGCGGGCCUCGGCGCGAGUUCAAAGAGGGCGCAGGCUUCGCUCGGCGCCGAGGGGCCUUGCGGCGCAGGGUUCAUCAGGUCAACGGACACAAGUUUAUGGCUACCUUCCUUCGUCAGCCCACGUUCUGCUCGCAUUGCCGAGAGUUCAUCUGGGGUCUCGGAAAACAGGGCUACCAGUGUCAAGUGUGCACGUGCGUCGUGCACAAGCGGUGUCACUCGUCCAUCGUCACGAAGUGCCCCGGCAUGCGAGAAGACCAGAGCGUGUCGGGCGGGCAGCGGUUCAGCGUGAAUGUGCCUCACCGCUUCGUGGUGCACUCGUACAAGAGGUUCACUUUCUGCGACCAUUGCGGCUCUCUGCUGUACGGGCUCAUCAAGCAGGGUCUGCAGUGCGAAGUGUGCUCCAUCAACGUGCACAAACGCUGUCAGAAGAACGUGGCGAACAACUGCGGCAUCAACACCAAAGCUAUGGCCGCCAUCCUCAGCGAGAUGGGCAUCACCCCGGACAAGAACCCUCGUCCCAGGGCCUCCAAGUACUUGAACACGCCCAUGUUGGAAGGCGCACCCGAUUUCAUUCCCGAGGACGGCAAGGAAGACAGACAGGACGAGAAAGCUGCGGAGGAGGGCGUGGCGCUGUGGGGCUCGCAGUGGAUGGAGCUCAGAGACAUUUUCACCAACUUUGAAGGUUUCCCCGUGCAGCGGACGCGGCGGUCCCCGUGGGACGAGCUGGAAGAUAUUUUCGGGUUCAAAGAAGGCGGGUCGGGCGGGGCGGAGUGCGAGGGCGGAAAAGUGUCCCUGGACGACUUCCACUUCAUCAAGGUGCUGGGCAAGGGCUCCUUCGGGAAGGUCAUGCUGGCCGAGAAGAAGGGCACCGACGAGGUGUACGCGGUGAAGGUCCUGAAGAAGGACGUGAUAAUCCAGGACGACGACGUGGAGUGCACCCUGACGGAGCGCCGCGUGUUGGCCUUGGCCGCCCGCCACCCCUUCCUCACGGCGCUGUUCUGCGCCUUCCAGACGCCCGAGAGGCUGUUCUUCGUCAUGGAGUACGUGGACGGAGGGGAUCUCAUGUUCCAGAUACAGCGGUCUCGGAAGUUCGACGAGCCCCGGGCCAGGUUCUACGCGGCGGAGGUGACGCUGGCCCUGCAGUUCCUCCACUCGCACGGGGUCAUCUACCGAGAUCUCAAACUCGACAACAUUUUACUCGACAGCGAUGGCCACUGCAAGCUCGCCGACUUCGGCAUGUGCAAGGAGGGCAUCAUAGACGGCGUCACCACCACCACGUUCUGCGGGACGCCCGACUACAUCGCGCCCGAGAUCCUGCAAGAGCUGGAGUACGGCCCGUCGGUGGACUGGUGGGCGCUGGGCGUGCUCGUGUACGAAAUGUUGGCGGGGCAGCCGCCCUUCGAGGCCGACAACGAGGACGACCUGUUCGAGAGCAUCCUGCACGACGACGUGCUGUACCCCGUGUGGCUGUCCAAGGACGCCGUGUCGCUCCUCAAGGGCUUCAUGACGAAGAACCCGGCGCGGCGGCUGGGCGUGGCCGGCGGCUCGUCGGGCAUCCUGGCGCACGCCUUCUUCCGGGACGUGGACUGGGACGCCCUGGCCGCCCGGCGUCUGCGCCCGCCCUUCCGCCCCAAGACGCGCGGUCGCCGCGACGCUGCCAACUUCGACGCCGAGUUCACCAAGGAGGAGCCGGCGCUCACGCCCGUGCCGCAUGACGUCUUGCGGGCCAUAAACCAGGAGGAGUUCCAGGGAUUUUCGUUCGUGAACGCAGACUUCAACCCGCAGCGCGACGAGCGUCCGCCCCAGUGAGAGUCGGCCGCGUUCCGCCCGCGGCCCGCCCGGCCCCGCCCGGCCCGCUCGCGGAUAGGCCGACGACCGACCCGAGGACGGAACCGACGCGCCGCGCGGGCGGCCGAGGGCGUUCCGCGAGCGUCUCGCGCGGUCCCCUUUCUAGUCACGGCUCGUGGAGUCGAGUCGCCGUUUGUUUUGUCUUAGCUUAGGUCGAGGUAGCGCCGUCCUCGGUCGAGCGCUUCAAAUAAAAAAAAAAAAAUAUUGUGCUCUUAGUCCGUUCAAAAGUAUAUUUUCCUCGAGGAUGAAAUGUGAAGAGUCAGAGCAAUUAUCGAUUGUUGUAAAUAUUGAAGUAAAUCCACGCGACGCCCGAACGCGCCUCGGAGUCUCGUCCGGCGAAGGAGAGGCCGCGGAGCGUCGUUCCAAAUCGUCGGCCAGUCUAGUCGGGGCGAAAUGCGAUCGGAUAACCCCAUUCGUGUGCGUCUGUGAUCCGAAUCCGGUUCUCCGAGCGUCGGAUCUCGCAUAAUACUCAGUGUCCCAUCCGCCUUUUCGCGUUAAGUCGUUCGAGAUGAUGUUUUCCAUGAGAAUGUGUUCGAUCACUCCGAGUGCGUUCGGAGCGCCGUUAUUUGUUUUUAUUACGUUUUAUCACAAACCGUCGAGCCGUUCGCGGCCCGGGAAGUAUUAUUUAUUAUAGUUAGUCGAUACCAAAGGUUUAGUCUUAAGGAGCGAGCGAAGUCGGCACGGAUGUGUGGCUUCUCGUAGUGUUAGCGUUGGAGGUCGAAACGUCUCCGAGCCUCGCUUUCGGACUCGCGGGACUACUUUCGCAGCUCGUAGUUUCGGCCGCAGCCGCCCCUACUUUGUAAGAAAUGGCCUAUGGGUUCGAUGUGUGUCUCGUGUUAGGGCUUAUUUUAGUCACUUCUCGUUUUGGAAAUUGGACAUCGAGUCUCUCGAAGCUCUCUGAUCUGAUCCGAUCGAGUCUCAGUCCUCGUCGACGUCGCCGUCGUCGGUCGGCGAUCGCUCUGUCGAAGCGUCGAAAUGCGAAUAUGAUUAUGUUAAUUUAUGAUAAGAUAUGAAACACGUCGUCCGCGCGUCUCACGUUCCGACCGAAGAGCAAAGUUUUAGAUUCGUUUUUUUGGAAUCUUUACAUUUUUGUCGAUUUAUUUACGAUUUUUUAAUUUUAAGUAUUACGAUAGCUGUGUAAGUAGAAGAAUUUUAUUCGCGGUUUUCCGCAAAGGCUCGGGCGUCUCUUCUUUUGACUCUUCUUUAUUCACGUCGACUUCGCAAUUAAUCGAUCACGUUACGGGUAAUCGCCCGAGACCUUCUUCCUUUUUACAAUUUUAUACUUUAAGUCGUGUUUGUGGCUCUUUUGUGUCGAAUUCGGUUCAUCGCUUAGCGACGGAGCGGAGGAGGAGUCUUUUUUUUAUUUCGUGAAAUAGAGGUUUUGUGCCAAAUCACACGAAGCUACUUAUUUAUAGUAUAUAUACAUAUAUUACUUCGACGCGUUUUCUUUUGUUUUGCAAUUUAUAAGAGACCAGAGAUUUUAUAAGAUGACGAGAGUUUAUAUUUAAAGUUACCUAAUUAAUAUUAAUAUGAUAUUUAUAUGCAUUUUUAUUACUUUUGUUGAUUGGUUUGAUGACGAUUAGAUGUUUAUUAUUCUUGUUGUUGAUAUAUAUUAUGAUAUAUGAUAAUGACGCUUACUUAAUCGUGUUACGCGCCGAGUACGUUGUGUUUUGAUUGUAUAGUCUGUAGUGAAAUGGCAUCGACCUGAUCCAGUGAACUUUGAGUCUCCGUUCUGGCGUUUCGCUCGGACGUAGUCCUUCCGGCGUCGGCAGAUCGGAGAAUCGUGUCUGAGGUGACAAUAUCUCAUCUCCUGUCGAUACUCCCACCGUCACGAACCUUGGGAAAGAAAAGAAUCUUAGGCAAUAGCCGCCCUAAAGAGAUUAAAACGCCAAAGAUGAAGGUACGAGCGUCCCCGAAGCCGAGGACCAGAGUAGUCUUGCCAUAAAUAUAGUUAUCGUGUUUGUCGCUUCCCGCGAGGUGUUGACGGAAGUCGACGAAGGAUAUCUCACUUUUUGUCGGGGACGGUUUUUCAAAAGUGAUGAAUUCAGUUUUCAUUUGCUGUCGGGAGACACGCGAUCGGCUCUCCGUGAAGAUCGCCGCCCACGGACACCCGUGACGCCGGGGGUCUUUCGGGUGUGUGGCCGGCCCUUUUUCGUAGUACCGAAAUCUAAUUGUCCCACUAGAUUCCUGUUCUUUUCGCCUGCUCGCCAUCGGAAACAUCGGUGUUUCGCGAGAUUUAACUGAAAUCGUUUGAAAAACCGCCCCUUACUUAGUUGUAGCUAACACGGUACAUAAUAUUGUAAUGUAAUUGUUGUUUGUUCACGGAUCACUAUUAGAACACAUUUAGCGGAUAAAUUAAUGCAUAUAAUAUAGUUUUAUGAAAUAAAUAUGUAUAUGUAAUCCUACAUGUCUAUUAAAUCAAUGAAAAUAGAUAACA
This is a messenger RNA of Pieris rapae (cabbage white), 4899 nucleotides long. RefSeq names its product protein kinase C (gene Pkc98E). Gene Ontology annotation, molecular function: ATP binding; diacylglycerol-dependent serine/threonine kinase activity. Gene Ontology annotation, biological process: protein phosphorylation. The record is from RefSeq and is a predicted model, not a curated record. NCBI's taxonomy places the organism in Eukaryota, Metazoa, Arthropoda, Insecta, Lepidoptera, Pieridae. The coding region runs from base 189 to 2423 and encodes 744 amino acids. The transcript has 17 exons.